Molecule: messenger RNA, 3302 nt
Organism: Gambusia affinis (western mosquitofish)
Lineage: Eukaryota; Metazoa; Chordata; Actinopteri; Cyprinodontiformes; Poeciliidae
Product: zinc finger protein Aiolos-like
Exons: 10
Coding region: 1323-2894 (523 amino acids)
Biological process (GO): regulation of transcription by RNA polymerase II
Molecular function (GO): DNA-binding transcription factor activity; RNA polymerase II cis-regulatory region sequence-specific DNA binding
Source: RefSeq, a predicted model, not a curated record
UUGUCCCUACUUGCCCCUCUCUUACCUGUGCCGUUGCACUUUGACUUUAUUGCCAACUACACUCCUGUCCGGUAGGUGGCAGUAAAUACCCCUUCAGUUAGUUUGCCAAGUAAAUCUUGAAAGAAGAAGAAAAUGAGUCUGGCGGUUUCUUGAAACGUGGGGUGCAAAGCGUAGAAUCGCCAUCAAUUAUUGUGUAGAGGUAAUCAAAGUUAUUCUGAAAGAAACUUUCCAUGCUAAAAUGUAGAGCAGCAUGUUUUAACCAGAGUUCCGACAAGCUAAGCGAGCAAAAAUAGCUCUGCUAAUUUGCCAGCUAAUAUCAAAUUUCAGUGUUUCUCUACAGAGCACAGAAUGCCAAAAGCUGUAAUGUUCUCCAUAACUAUAUUAACUAAAUACUUAGACUACAUUCAAUAAGUUUUUAGUAGCUCAUGUCUAGAGUAGGAUUCUCAAACUUUAUCCCUCGACGGCUGGAUGUCCUGGAACUAUUAGAUCCAUCCAAUGAACUUGAGUGAAAUGGCUAAAUUACCUCCUCAGCAUGCAUUCAAGAUGAACAGAGUCCAGCUAAUGGAGUAGUUAUUUGAUUUGGGUGUGUUGUAGCAGAGAAAUGUCUAAAAUUGCCAGGAAACUGGCCCUUUGGGGCCGGUGUUUGAGACCAGUUGUAGUUUUGCAACUUGCUAUGUAGGUUGCAAACAAAUAUUUUAGAACUGGUAGACUUCAUUUUUCCUAAAACAUUUCCAAUUUUAAAAUCACCAUUACUUAACAUAGAGGCAAAAUGUAUUCAAAUUUGUUUUUCAAAGUCAGGUGAAAACAGUUCUAUUGAAUUAACCAUAAUUUAAUCUAGGAGUUGUUCUCUAUUAAACAAAUCUAUUCCCUGCUGAUUGGUAAGUUUGCUCACUCCCAAGAAAUAACCUCUCUCAUUUUUGAGAUGGUCAGAAUUUAAGUUAAAUUUUACAUGGCUUCAAAGUUACCCUGUUUUUUAGUGAAAUAAGCAUUUAAUACCCUACAGCUCAGUCUGAAUUACCUGCAUAUUAGUUAUGGGACGAUUACCAAAGCCCCCGGAUCUCAACUCAACCCACAAAACCACAGCUACCAAGAAUAUUGGAUGUGGUGCGGUGGAGUCUUCACAUCCAGGCCCAGUGGAAACAGCUGAUAGGGAUCGCUCCAGCAUUCACCGUAGUCACGCUGCGCAGGAUCCAUAUUCAGAGAAAGUCCAGCGGUGGAGUGGGGAAAUACCAGAGCAGCUUUCCUCUCCUCUGGUGCUGAGCAACUGGAAGGAACCCAACUGGACCUGUUAAGUAAGACCUUCAAACUACCAGCAUCUCACCAUGAGCACAGACAAGCAUCCUGAGGUCACAUCUCCAGAGGAGGACAAGAUGGAAGCUUGCAGUGAGGCUGCAGAGGUGAACGCACAGGAGGAAGAAAAGAAGACGGAAGACGCCUCUGUCACUGUGAAUGGAAUUCACUCGGAUCCUGUCAUGGAUGCACGUGUGAUAAAAACCGAAGCCGAGGAGACGGAUGACACUGAGCACGCAGUGGUUGUGCCCAAAGAGGAAGCGGAGGGAGACAGCGAGGACGGGAUGGAGGAAGGUGCCGACGAGGACAGGACAGAGGAGGACAACGACGAGCAGAGAGACGAGGAUGGCAUGAACGAGCCGCAGGACCUGUCACUGGCGGACUACUCGCGCUACGAAGCGGCAUCCCUGCCAGACGGCCAAACAACAGGUGCGUUGGAUGAGGCUGCAGACGGGGGCUACCCGCCCGGAUCCACGGCGGCCCGCAUUCCGACACAGGGGAAACUCAGCUGCGACAUCUGCGGUCUCUCCUGCAUCAGCAUUAAUGUGCUGCUAGUGCACAAGCGCAGCCACACUGGUGAGAGGCCAUUCCACUGCACUCAGUGUGGGGCCUCCUUCACCCAGAAGGGAAACCUGCUUCGCCACAUCAAACUGCACUCCGGAGAGAAGCCUUUCAAAUGCCCGAUGUGCAGCUACGCCUGCCGACGACGCGACGCCCUCAGCGGGCACCUGCGCACCCAUUCUGUAGAGAAGCCCUUCAAGUGCAACCACUGCAGUCGCAGCUACAAGCAGCGGAGCUCCCUCGACGAGCACAGAGAGAGGUGCCAUGUGUACAUUCAGAGCAAAGGUCCCGCCGAGAGAGCAGAGGACGGCCACACAGCCAGGUCUCAAAUGGGCUCAGAGCGCGCGCUGCUUCUUGACAGGCUCGCCAGCAACGUCGCCAAGCGGAAAAGUUCAAUGCCACAGAAGUUCACUGGCGACAACGGGGUCUGCCUGGACCUGAGCUUUAACAGGGAGCUGCUCCACCGAUCUGACAUAAAGGAUCCUCCAUCAGGCUCACCUGGGCCAGAGGGCCGGCUGCAGACAGUUCUUGCAAGCCCAGAUGGCGACCCACCUCCCACCCACAGACCGUACCCCAUCCCGUUAAACCGCACCGAUAUCAACCCAAUCAGCCUCACCAACGGCCACAAGAUGCCUCUUCUGGGCCUCCCUCACGGAGCACAGCCGCCCCUCGGCAUGGACUCCUUCCACAACGACGCCUCCCAGAUGACCCAGCCCGUCAUGUACAGCCUGGGUCACCUGCUGGGGGGGAUCAAUCACCAGAACGGCGUCCCACACCCACACAGCCAGCCCAUUCCACUGACGCCCCUCGAGGCCCUGCGGGUCAUGCGGGCGGACGGAGAGUCCGGGGCACCGCCCGGAGCGGUGUACCCCUGCGGCCACUGCAGGGUGCUCUUCCUGGACUACGUCAUGUACACCAUCCACAUGGGAUGUCACGGCUUCCGCGAUCCGCUCGAAUGCAACGUUUGUGGCCACCGCAGCCGGGACCGUUACGAGUUCUCCUCCCACAUAGCCCGUGGCGAGCACCGCCUAGAACUCAAGUAGACUGCAUUCAUGCACACAAACAGUCACCACCAUGGAGAUAGACAGCAAUUUAGUCAUAUAAGUAGCUGGUAGUAUUGGAAAUGAAAGCAUAAAGUAGCGGCUCUGUCUGUCCUUGGCGUUUGUUAAAGUGUGUGUGAGUAUAGACGUCGUGGGAGUGCGGCGGCUGUUCUUAGUCAUCCAUCUGAAAAGAUGGCCUGUAAAGAGUUAUUGCAGGAGUAUUUCUACUCCUUAGCAUGCAUAUAUUUCUACGUAACGGGGUUGUCUGUUUGCAUAAAGCCACGUGUUUCCACUCACACCAAGCAGCACAAAAUAUUGUAUUUAUGCUGUACCUACUGUUUUAUUUUGUCUGUAUAAAGAUGUAAAAAAUAAAAGAGCAGUUCACACACAAGCUGCAGAGUGUUUAGAGAU